Messenger RNA from Clonostachys rhizophaga, 1017 nucleotides. The record is from the annotation of a GenBank genome assembly. NCBI's taxonomy places the organism in Eukaryota, Fungi, Ascomycota, Sordariomycetes, Hypocreales, Bionectriaceae.
UUGUUGUUCUCAUACUCCAAUUCCGAACAAACAAUCUCAUUACAGUUGCCCAACAUGAAGGACCUCACUAUUGACAACAUCACGGAGAAUGUGCAUUUUAUCAAUGCCCAAUGUUCUGACCGACGACUAAAGUUUGUAGUCGAAAGGCUGGUCUCACACGCCCAUGACCUUGUUCGUGAGACGCGGCUCAGCACAGAGGAGUGGAUGGCAGCCAUUCAAUUCCUGACAGAGGUUGGCCAGACAUGCACAGAGACUCGACAGGAAUUUAUUCUGCUCUCAGACAUUCUGGGGAUCUCCCUGCUUGUAGAUGCAAUUGAUCAUCCCAAACCACCAGGCGCAUCUGAGGGAACUGUUCUCGGCCCAUUCCACACACAUGAGGCGCAGAAUAUUGAGCACGGUGGAGGAAUUGCAAGCGACCCAGAGGGAGAACCACUGCUUGUCCUGUGCACAGUCCGUGACUCAGCAGGAAAGGCCCUGGAAGAUGUCAAGAUCGACGUGUGGGAAACCGACUCCAAGGGCUUCUACGAUGUGCAGUAUGCCAACCACGACGGCCCCGAUGGCCGCGCUAUUUUGACGAGCGACAAGGACGGCAUAUUUUGGUUCAAAGCCAUCGUGCCAGUGCCUUACCCGAUCCCCAGUGAUGGGCCGGUGGGAAAAUUACUUGCUAAGCUCGGUCGGCAUUGCUAUCGACCGAGUCACAUGCACUUUAUGUUUAGCCACCCAAUCUACGAUCCUCUCAUCACCGCGCUCUAUCUGAAGAAUGAUCCUUAUGAAACUUCGGAUGCUGUGUUUGGUGUCAAGAACACUCUCGUGGUGGAAUUGGGACGAGUUGAAGAUGAGGCAAUCGCUUCCAAGUACGGUGUCAAAGUUGGAAGUGCUCUCAUGAAGUACGAUUUUGUGCUGGUCACGAAAGAAGAAGCACUGAAUCUGCGUUACCAGAAUGCAGCAGCAGCGAUGAAGGCCCAGGGAAAGAAAAUGGACUACCUCAACGGUCUACCUGUACCCGAAGUUGAUUGA